Messenger RNA from Aspergillus viridinutans, 1560 nucleotides. RefSeq lists its product as uncharacterized. The transcript has 7 exons. The record is from RefSeq and is a predicted model, not a curated record. NCBI's taxonomy places the organism in Eukaryota, Fungi, Ascomycota, Eurotiomycetes, Eurotiales, Aspergillaceae. The coding region runs from base 1 to 1560 and encodes 519 amino acids.
AUGGUCCGCCAGUCUAAUGGGUCUCGGGUCGAUCAGUAUUCGAUGGACAAGGCUCAGGCCAAAAGAGACCGGCUCUUCAAGGCCCAUAAUAAUCGACCGCAACUGGAACUCACGUCAAUAUUCAAGUCGACAGACGCCAACGGCCGCUGGUCUGUCCGACUGGAAUUACCAGUCAAAAUCAAUGGCAUCUCAGAGUUACGCCAGGUCGAAGAGACAGACAACGAUGCCUCCAGGUGCAUUCAGAUCUACACAGUUCGCCACCUACGAUCUUGGACGACACUGGACAUCUCAUACGAGACUAUCGAGCACCUCUUAGCAGUCCAUAAUGUGUUCGAUCAUUUUUGGCGAUGCAUAUUGACGUUUGGGAUCAAAGUUCAGGAGAAUGAGUACGAUUUCCCACCUUUCCGAGCGAACAACGAGCAAAAUACGCACAGCCGAGUUGAUGAACUCGCCUACGUGAUCCGACGCGUGGAACCCAAUAAUAGUCCGACGGAUAAAGGAAUGUGUCCAUGGUCAAUACGUCAAACAGGAGUUUACCACAAGAUGGUAUAUCCCAACGGAUAUCGUCAAAACUCGAUACGGAGCACGUCUGUCUUCAUCCUCAUUGCGCCUUCGCAUGCGGCGGAAAAAUCUAUCGCGCAGCGUCUCCCCCAAAACGUGUCUCAGGAUGACACAUUUGGCCAGGAUUUUCUUGUCCAUGAAUGCAUCGUCAGGGACAGUUUGAAAGGCUGGAUGGACUAUCAGGCCUGGCUAGAGGCUGAGACCAAACAAAUAGCAAACCGAUUUUUAGUCCUCGAUAUCCUUCAGAGAGGAAACAAUGGGGAGCCUCGCAGCAUAUAUGUCAGUGCCGAAGACCGGCAGCGUCUGAAGCAAUUAGAUGAUUACAUCACCGAUAUGCUGGUUAUCCUCCAGACAAUGGUCGACUCUAUCAGUCGCAUCGGCAAGGCCUGCAGACGGCACUGCCGAACCAGUUGCAAUGGCACAGGCUCUUGCCCCUGUAGUCACAAGAUCGAAGAAUUUGAAGAGUAUGCUUCAGAAACUCAGACAUCUUUGAACCGCGCCAAGAUGCUAAGAGAGCGCGUUCAAUCCACAGAGCAACUGUGCUUGCACCUCUCAGAUCUGCUUGCUUAUGAAGAAGCAGCCGCUUUGACACAGCUUGCGUAUGCAUCGCGUAUUGAGAGUGAGGAGAUGGUUAAGCUGGCGGCUCAAAGUGCUCGCGAUGCCGCAGCGGUCAAGGUCUUGACAAUCAUCGGUCUUGUGUAUCUGCCAACCACAAUAGUAUCAAAUUUCUUCUCAACGCAGUUUGUGCAUCUCAACGACAAGGGCAAUUUGCAGAUCUCUCACCAAGUCUGGAUUUUAGCCGUCGUAUCUGCUCCUCUGACAGUUUUGACAGUCAUCACCUGGUGGCUGUGCGACCGAUACCAGGUUAUCGAGGCAGUGCUUGGAAGGAAAGUGGAGGAGGGCAGUUUAGAGAAUGGCGGCAGGCAAAGUCGACCUGAGGAAGGCAGACCUGCUCGGCUGAGUUCGGUCUCAUUAGACACAUUAGCAAGACCACGAUGA